AAAAGGGUGAUGGAACUGAUUCCCUGCCUGCGCGGCUGAGCACUGCACUUUGACUAUGGAAGCAGAGGUUGCUGAUGGAUAUAUAACAUGUGACAAUGAGCUUUCGCCCGAAAGGGAGCACGUCGGCAUGGCCAUUGACCUCACCUCCAGCACACCCAAUGGGCAGCACACCUCCCCCCGUCACAUGGCAAGCACAAAUUCAGUAAAGCUAGAAAUGCAAAGUGAUGAGGAAUGUGACAGGAAGCCCCUGAGUCAGGAAGAUGAGAUCAGGGCUCACGAUGAAGGAAGCAGCCUGGAAGACCCCCUCACUGAGAGUCAUGAGAUGGUGGAUAACAGGAAGAUCCAGGAGCUGUCGAGCGAGGGAGGAAUCCGGCUUCCCAAUGGUAAACUGAAAUGUGACGUCUGUGGCAUGGUUUGCAUUGGGCCCAAUGUGCUAAUGGUACAUAAAAGGAGCCACACUGGUGAACGCCCCUUCCACUGUAACCAAUGUGGAGCUUCUUUUACCCAAAAGGGGAACCUGCUGAGGCACAUCAAGUUGCACUCUGGGGAGAAACCGUUCAAAUGUCCUUUCUGCAGCUACGCCUGCCGGCGGAGGGACGCCCUCACAGGACACCUCAGGACGCACUCUGUGGGGAAGCCUCACAAGUGCAACUACUGCGGCCGGAGCUACAAGCAGCGCAGUUCGCUGGAGGAGCACAAGGAACGCUGCCACAACUAUCUGCAGAAUGUCAGUAUGGAGGCUGCUGGGCAGGUCAUGAGUCACCAUGUACCUCCUAUGGAAGAUUGUAAGGAACAAGAGCCUGUGAUGGACAACAAUAUUUCUCUGGUGCCUUUUGAGAGACCUGCUGUUAUAGAGAAGCUGACGAGCAACAUGGGAAAGCGUAAAAGCUCCACCCCACAGAAGUUUGUGGGUGAGAAGCUCAUGAGAUUUGCCUAUCCAGAUAUUCCCUUUGAUAUGAACCUAACCUAUGAGAAGGAGGCUGAGCUGAUGCAGUCUCACAUGAUGGACCAAGCCAUCAACAAUGCAAUCACCUACCUUGGAGCUGAGGCACUUCACCCUCUGAUGCAGCACACACCAAGCACAAUUGCAGAGGUGGCCCCAGUCAUCAGCUCAGCUUACGCUCAGGUCUAUCAUCCCAACAGGAUAGAGAGGCCCAUCAGCAGGGAAACGCCUGACAGUCAUGAGAACAACAUGGAUGGCCCCAUCUCCCUCAUCAGACCAAAGAGUCGAACCCAGGAUAGAGAGGGCUCCCCCAGCAAUAGCUGCCUGGAUUCUACUGACUCAGAGAGCAGCCACGAAGACCGCCAGUCCUACCAAGGAAACUCUGCCUUAAAUCCCAAGAGAAAGCCAAGCCCGGCUUAUAUGAAGGAGGACGCCAAGUCUUUGGAUGUCACAAAAGCUUCUAAGGGCUCUUUAAAGGAUAUCUACAAGGUCAUCAAUGGAGAAGGGGAGCAAAUUAGGGCUUUCAAGUGCGAGCACUGUCGCGUCCUUUUCCUGGACCAUGUCAUGUACACCAUCCACAUGGGCUGCCACGGCUACCGGGACCCGCUAGAGUGCAACAUCUGUGGCUACCGAAGCCAGGACCGCUAUGAGUUCUCGUCGCACAUAGUCCGAGGGGAGCACACAUUCCACUAGGCCUUCUCAUCCAAAGGGGACUCGUAUGAAG
Apus apus (common swift) is the source of this 1667-nucleotide messenger RNA. It is a transcript of the gene IKZF2, whose product is annotated as IKAROS family zinc finger 2. The transcript has 8 exons. NCBI's taxonomy places the organism in Eukaryota, Metazoa, Chordata, Aves, Apodiformes, Apodidae. The record is from RefSeq and is a predicted model, not a curated record. The coding region runs from base 56 to 1636 and encodes 526 amino acids.